This is a messenger RNA of Funneliformis mosseae, 199 nucleotides long. NCBI's taxonomy places the organism in Eukaryota, Fungi, Glomeromycota, Glomeromycetes, Glomerales, Glomeraceae. The record is from the annotation of a GenBank genome assembly.
CAGAUUGGUAUCCAAAUGGUGGAAGCAACUAUCGGAAUCUGAUAAAUCGAAAUGGCAAAAACGUUAUCACAUCAACAGAGAUCAAAACCUCCUCAUUUCGGCUACAAAUGAUGAGCCCAUAUCAAAACGUUUGAAAAUCGAUUGCUUUUUGUCGGAAAAUCCUGCAAAGGAAGUUUUAGAUAGCAUCGACGAUUUCUAA